AACUUUUAGUUCAAAUUUUUAGUUUCAUUAAAAUAUGGCUAUAAUAAUGUCAUCGGACUCUGACGAAACAUCACCACAAAGUUCUCCCGUAAUCGUUGACUACACGGCUUCGGCACCUAAUUCUCCGCUUUCCUCUAAUGUGUCGACACUUAACAACAAAUCGUUGAAUAUUAAAGAAAAAAUUGGCAAUUCUUCGGCUAUUAAAACAAGUUAUGUUUCGACCAAAAGUGAACUCAACGACAAUAAUCACAUAACUAAGCCUUCGAUACCAUUUUCCAUCACUAGUAUUCUUAACAGAGAAGAUCCCGUCUCUAAGCAAACCAAACAAGACUCCAACAUAUUAUCCGAAAAUCAAGUGUUUCGUUAUUGUCAACCAUCACUUGACUCUUCAAUAAUAUCUACACUAUCAUCAUCUAUACUACCAACCCGACCGGCAUCUAUAGUAACAGUAUCUGCAAACUCAUUAAUGCCAGCUGUAUUGGCAUCGAGUAAUCAAAUACCACAAAAGCCUACUCCUUGGUAUCCCUGGGCGGUUACCCCGGGUUUAGUUAGUAGUACUCCAAUCAUUAAUACAAAUACACAUCAUUUGCUUUUUAAUAAAGAUUUGGUGUUUAACCAACGAAGCGUUUCUCUUACCAAUAAUAAUGAAUCGAUUGCAACGAUUAGCAACAAAAUUAAUGUCAAUUAUAUGGAGAGAAGUGACAGCAGAUCUAUGGCCUCGAGUCCUAUGUCUCCCUGUGUCGGACACUGCAAUAUCUCUCAUUCAGAUCAUGGAGAAGACAUAGACAUGGAUGAUGAUAACCAAUCAGAUAGUGGUUCUGAAAAAGAUAUGGAUGAGGAUAAAAACAAAUUAAAUGGUCACCUAAUACACAAAGAUUCAAACAUUCAGAACAAUAAUAAUGGCAUUAAUGGUAACAGAAGAAAAAAGAAGACCAGAACUGUAUUUACCAGAAGUCAAGUAUUUCAGUUGGAGUCGACAUUUGAUAUGAAGAGAUAUUUGUCGAGUUCAGAGCGGGCAGGACUCGCAGCAUCUCUUCAUUUAACUGAAACUCAGGUGAAAAUAUGGUUUCAGAAUCGAAGAAACAAAUGGAAGCGUCAGUUGGCAGCCGAGUUGGAGGCGGCGAAUAUGGCUCACGCGGCCGCUCAACGUAUACGUGCCGUUCCUAUACUAUAUCACACAACUGGACAUUCAGCACAUCAUCACCACAACACUCACGAAUCAGCACUUAAUACCAAUCCCUCUUCAGUCACCAGUUCUAGUCUAAGUAGUUCGGGUCACGCGGACAAUGCGACCGCUUCAUUACAGGCCGCACUUUCAUCAUAUUAUUACCAUCCGUCACAUCAUACAUCUUCGGCACCAUUCAUAUCAAGCGCAUCGCACGUCAAUUCGGUAGUGGCCUCGGCAUCGGUGGCCACCAAUGCAUCCGCUUUACGCACACCAACCAUAUCGGGUUUGGUUUGAUUUUAGUUUAUAUAAUAUAUUAUAGAAUCU
Oppia nitens is the source of this 1492-nucleotide messenger RNA. Its product is annotated as homeobox even-skipped homolog protein 2-like. Gene Ontology annotation, molecular function: DNA-binding transcription factor activity, RNA polymerase II-specific; RNA polymerase II transcription regulatory region sequence-specific DNA binding. The transcript has 5 exons. Gene Ontology annotation, biological process: regulation of transcription by RNA polymerase II. Gene Ontology annotation, cellular component: nucleus. Bases 35 to 1462 code for a protein of 475 amino acids. NCBI's taxonomy places the organism in Eukaryota, Metazoa, Arthropoda, Arachnida, Sarcoptiformes, Oppiidae. The record is from RefSeq and is a predicted model, not a curated record.